Molecule: messenger RNA, 769 nt
Organism: Harpegnathos saltator (Jerdon's jumping ant)
Lineage: Eukaryota; Metazoa; Arthropoda; Insecta; Hymenoptera; Formicidae
Product: U6 snRNA-associated Sm-like protein LSm8
Exons: 4
Coding region: 217-507 (96 amino acids)
Biological process (GO): mRNA splicing, via spliceosome
Cellular component (GO): U6 snRNP; precatalytic spliceosome; U4/U6 x U5 tri-snRNP complex
Molecular function (GO): mRNA binding
Source: RefSeq, a predicted model, not a curated record
UAGCUUCGUUCGUAUUCUGGGGAGAUUCAUGCUUGCUCGCGUUCUCGGUUCUUUACGAUGAUGGCGGUUAUAACAUAGCCCGUGCGAAAAAAGUUUGUUUGGCAACUAUUAUUUUAUGCUAACCUCUAAUCGACGCCGCUAAUCAUUUGCUGUUAUUCGCUAACGUACUUAUGCGGUUGUAUACUCGAUAUUUUAACAGGUAGUCGACGAUAAAUAAUGGCGUCGGGAUUAGAAAGUUAUGUGAAUCACACGGUUUCCGUUAUCACAUCGGACGGUAGGAAUUUUAUCGGAACACUAAAAGGUUUUGAUCAAACCAUUAAUAUAAUACUGGACGAAUCACAUGAGCGAGUAUAUAGUACAACGCAGGGAGUGGAACAAGUUGUUUUGGGUUUACAUAUUAUUAGAGGAGACAACAUUGCAAUAGUGGGAGAAUUAGACGAUGAAAUGGAUGCACGACUGGAUCUAUCAGCGAUACGAGCCGAGCCUUUAAGUUCUAUCGUACAUUAAUGUAUUAGAACUUAUACUCUAAAGUUACCAUCUGUUCUUGUUCCAACUUAAAAUAAAAGAACGUUUGUACACAUCAGAGAAAAAAGAAUACAUCUUGUACGGGUUGUAUAUUGUAUAAAAAUUUCCAUUUAUCGUAUAGACAAGAGCUUCUUAUAUAAUUGUAUUUUAAAAAGUGCAUGUAACUAAUACAGUGGUAUUUACAUUAAUGAAAUAAAGCACCGAGAACUUGCGUCGAAAGUGGCAAGUCUCAUCUGUACAAAAA